Didymodactylos carnosus is the source of this 220-nucleotide messenger RNA. The record is from the annotation of a GenBank genome assembly. NCBI's taxonomy places the organism in Eukaryota, Metazoa, Rotifera, Eurotatoria, Philodinida, Philodinidae.
AUGCCAGUGGUCCAGGAUCUCCUCGUACGACAGGUCCGAGUCGGAGUCCGCGUCCCCGUAGCCGCCAGGCGACAAAUCGGAGUGCGGUGGCUUGUGCCACAGGCCGCCGGGGACGAGCAUCCCCGUCCCGGCGCCGCCGACAUCCGUCAACGUGCGGGGCAGGCUCCACCUCUCGGCUCUUUCCCUUGCGCUGGGAAAGACACGACAGGUUCAGCUCCUG